Mucor velutinosus is the source of this 444-nucleotide messenger RNA. It is a transcript of the gene PTC6, whose product is annotated as Protein phosphatase 2C 6. NCBI's taxonomy places the organism in Eukaryota, Fungi, Mucoromycota, Mucoromycetes, Mucorales, Mucoraceae. Gene Ontology annotation, molecular function: catalytic activity. The record is from RefSeq and is a predicted model, not a curated record. The coding region runs from base 1 to 444 and encodes 147 amino acids. The transcript has 4 exons.
AUGCUUUGUUGCGUAGCUAAUGAAACAUGUACCUUUUGCAACGUCAAAACGGCUGUUGGCGCCAGAAUAGUAACAGAGACAGAUGAUUUGGUUGCCUUCAAGGAUCGUUCUCCAUCAGCACAGGUUCAUUUGCUGAUCAUACCCAAAAAUCACAUUAGAACAGUGAAAAAUUUAGAUGGAGGCGAUGUUGUGUUGUUAGAGAAAAUGAUCGUCUUGGGUAAAGAGCUCCUCAGACAACAGGGAUUUAAUCCAGAUGAUACCACGCAAGUGAGGCUUGGGUUCCAUGUGCCUCCUUUCAAUUCGGUCAACCAUUUGCACAUGCAUGUGAUAGGGUUGCCAUUCAAAAACAAGUACAGAAGUUUUAAAUAUAGGCAAGGCUAUCCUUGGUACGCAGAUGCGAAGAAAGUGCUUUAUCGCCUCAGCGAAGGAAUGUCUCCCAUAUAA